CUCCCCUCCACUCUCAACUCUCUCAAUUCAAACAGAGGCAAAGUCCCUCAAAUGAAAAUGGGAGGCUCAGGUGACAUGGAAGAGAUCUGCCCUAAAUUGGGACCAUGGGGUGGCCUAGGCGGAACUGAGUGGAGUUACAAGCCUAAAGGUUCCAUUACAGAGAUAGUCAUUCUCCAUGGAUGGGUAAUCGAUUCCAUAUCCUUCAAAAGCGACAAUGGGAAUGGUUCUGCUGAGUAUUCCCAGAAAUAUGGUGGGGAAGGUGGCAAAACUGAUAAGGUUUUGCUGGACUUUCCAAGAGAGUACUUGACUUCCAUAAGCGGAACUUUUGAUUCUGCUUGGCCAUUCGGGCCGGUGGUCAUCAAAUCCCUUCAUUUCCACACAAACAGGACACGAUAUGGACCGUUUGGUCGAGAGACAGGACAACCUUUUUCUUUACCAAUGGAAGAUGGUGCCAUCGUUGGUUUUCAUGGACGAGCGAGUGGCUCUAUUGAUUCCAUAGGGGUCUACAUAGAGCCAUUUGCAGCAUUCUCGUCUCCAACCGAAGUCAGCAAUGUGAUGGAUCUCGUUCUGCCAAGGGAUCCAGGGCCGUGGGGAGGUACUGGUGGGAAAAUUUGGGAUGAUGGCAUCUUUUCUGGUGUCUAUGGAGUCAAUGUGCUGGUGCUGGGUGUCAUAGUCAGAGGAAUACAAAUAAUGUACCGGAAAAGAAAUGGGGAGAUUUAUUUGUCAAAAAGGCGCGGUGGUUUUGGUGGUAAAAGUCAUAGAAUCAUUCUGCAGAACCCAAGUGAGUACCUGGUGGGGAUUGCUGGAUUUGUUGGGAAGAUAGAGGAAAAGGAUGGGUUUGAAGUGUUGCGUUCCCUAACGUUUUAUACAAACAAGGGGAAACAUGGCCCUUUUGGGGACGAAAUUGGCAGAGAAUUCACUUCUGGUGCAAUGGGUAGCGGAAUAAUUGCUGGAUUUCAUGGGAAAAGUGGAGCCUAUUUAGAUGCCAUAGGACUUCAUAUGGAAUAUUUCUGAUUAGCCUGUUUAGCGUUUGUGUUGUUAUAGCUUGUUUGGAACUUGUAGUAUUAUUUUAAUGGGAAUAUUAGCGUGUUUUUAAUGCUUUGUUUGAGGACAUGAGUUGUAGAAUCAUGACAGAAUAAUUAGGCUCAAAAAAG
Messenger RNA from Rubroshorea leprosula, 1154 nucleotides. Lineage: Eukaryota; Viridiplantae; Streptophyta; Magnoliopsida; Malvales; Dipterocarpaceae. The record is from the annotation of a GenBank genome assembly.